Molecule: messenger RNA, 810 nt
Organism: Sungouiella intermedia
Lineage: Eukaryota; Fungi; Ascomycota; Pichiomycetes; Serinales; Metschnikowiaceae
Source: the annotation of a GenBank genome assembly
AUGCCAAAAAACACAUUAUACGUCACCGGCUUUACCAAAGAGUCCAAAGCCGCAGACUUGGCUCCCGACUUCGAAAAAUACGGCGAGCUUGUACGUCUCGACAUUCCUCCGCCCAGAACAGACGACGGAGAAAAGUAUGCGUUCGUUGAAUAUAAGAAUCCAGAAGAUUGCGAGAAAGCCCUUGAACUUGAUGGAAAACAGUUGCCAUAUGCCAUGAAGGAUGGACUCGUAGUUCAACUCGCGCGUUCCGACCCAUAUUCAGCAAGAAGAGGAUACAGAAACGGCCCCAGAUAUAGACGUGGGGGAUACGGAGGACGAGGAGGAGGAGCCGCUCCAGGAUACGGCUAUGGUGGUCCAUAUCCACCUCCAAGAGGUCGCGGCGGCUAUGGCUACCCAGGUUAUGGAUAUGAGAGAGGUGGUUACGGUGGUGGCGGCUACGGUGGCGCAUACCCAGCCCGUCCUGGCCGAGAGCCAUACUAUGGAGGUUACGGUGGACCAUACGGCAGAGAGGCGUACGGAUACCGUGGUUAUGAUGACUACAGAGCUGGUCCAGAUGACAGAGACCCAGGCUACGAUCCCAGAGACAGAUAUCACAAUACCGGCAGAAGGGACGGAAGUGACCGCAACUAUGAGAAUGGAGGUAGACCUGCCGACGCCUACCCCAGAGAGGGGCCACGAGAAGAGGGCCACGAUGGUGAAAGAGGCGAGAGAGGUGACAGAGGUGAUCGCGAGGAGUAUGGCCGGGGCCGUUUUUCGAGGUCGGCGUCACCAAAGAGAGAGCGUUCCAGAUCACGUUCUCCAAGUCGCUAA